This is a messenger RNA of Dryobates pubescens (Downy woodpecker), 3790 nucleotides long. It is a transcript of the gene DESI2, whose product is annotated as desumoylating isopeptidase 2. Gene Ontology annotation, molecular function: deubiquitinase activity. The record is from RefSeq and is a predicted model, not a curated record. The transcript has 5 exons. Gene Ontology annotation, biological process: protein deubiquitination. NCBI's taxonomy places the organism in Eukaryota, Metazoa, Chordata, Aves, Piciformes, Picidae. Bases 73 to 654 code for a protein of 193 amino acids.
CGGCCUGAGGAGCGCUGCUGCCGCCCAGCGGGAACGUCCGAGCGGGCGGGGGGCGCCCGCGGGCCGCUGGCGAUGGCGAACCAGCUGGUGAUUCUCAACGUCUACGACAUGUAUUGGAUGAAUGAAUAUACUUCUUCCCUUGGAAUUGGAGUGUUCCAUUCAGGUAUAGAGGUGUAUGGCCGAGAAUUUGCCUAUGGUGGUCAUCCGUACCCUUUUUCUGGAAUAUUUGAAAUUUCACCAGGAAAUGCUUCUGAGCUAGGAGAGACAUUUAAAUUUAAAGAGGCUGUGGUUCUAGGCAGUACUGAUUUCAUGGAAGAUGACAUAGAAAAAAUAGUAGAAGAGCUUGGAAAAGAAUUCAAGGGAAAUGCUUAUCACCUAAUGCACAAAAACUGCAACCACUUUUCUUCAGCUCUAUCUGAGAUUCUCUGUGGAAAAGAGAUUCCACGAUGGGUGAAUCGCCUUGCCUACUUCAGCUCUUGUAUACCAUUUCUCCAGAGCUGUCUGCCAAAGGAGUGGCUAACUCCUGCAGCCCUCCAGUCCAGCGUUAGCCAGGAGCUACAUGAUGAGCUGGAGGAAGCUGAGGAUGCUGCAGCAUCAGCUUCUUUGGCAAGCUCAGCAUCUGGGCCUAGAACUGGUCGCCACACCAAAUUAUAAGUCCUCCUCCAAAGUAACAAAUGGUUUGAAAUACUUAAUUUUGAUUUCUCCAGCAAUUGACUUCCUGACAGAAUGAGAGCUGACUCCAGAAGAUUGUUUUUAUAUGCAAAAAAAGGCUCUCUUCAACCACUGUUUCACCUCAGGAUUAUGUAGUGAAAAGAAUUGCUGGGAGAAAAGGGAGGGAUUUUGUGUCAAGCCACCCUUUUCAUUUUCACCUGUUUGGUAGAGCUGCGUUAGCUUAACAUCUUGUAUAAAGCAGAACUGAAAUGAUUUGUUUACAGUAUUGUGUACUGCUGUUUACAAGUCCUGUAAGGACUCCUGCCACCAUGAAAGAAGAGAGAAUUUAACUGUUGGCGUAACUCAAAAGCAGUGGUAUGAUACCCUGGAUGAACUCUCCCUUUGGUUUUCAAGAUUUAAGGCAGGUGAAUAUUAAAUUCUGAGAAAAUGCCAGGAACUGCUGGAUACUAUAUAUGUGAACAGGGUACUGUGCACUUAAAGUGGCUGAUGUAAACAGAUAGAUUCCGGGAUGUAGGGAGACUGGUUUUGUCUAAGAUCUGUUACUAGAAUUAUGGCCUCUACAUUAAUGAAACUGUGGAUUUUUGCACAUAUGAAGGGAAUUUCUGUCUCAUUACAAUGCACAUUGAUCCUUCUCUUCCCCUCCCCUUUUUUUUUCACUCGGCCAUGUAGUUUGCAUUUUGUCUUCUAUGUUUAGUCUACUUCAACCAGGGUUUAGACAUGUGACUAUCAUCUGUUAGAAGCAUCAGCAAAUUUUUCAUUGUUUGCUUCACUUGAUUUCAAACUUGAAUAUAAAAGUUAGUACUUGUACUUUUUUUUUUUUUUCCAUAUAGUUUCUGUUUGUUUCAUAUAAUUUUCAAUAGUGUAAUACAAUCCACUUCUGUUUGGGUAAUGGCCUGGCUUUUUGCUCCUGAGUUUGUUUCAUUUGUGUUUAUAAACAUUUGUGUCCUCUUUGGGGGUUUUUUUGAGCUACAAAUUACUGCCCAGUUGUGCAUAUCUGCACGAAUUAAUAGAGAAAUCCCAAUUUAUGUUCCCACAGUCUCUAUCUGUGGCAUUAACUUUCUUGUCAGAUGUAGUGAAGAAAAACCUGAAAACUGCUUAUGCACCUGUGUGUUUACACAGCAGAACCCACUAAUCUGCACACACAGUUAUAUCUGAAGGUAAGAGAUGUUAUUUUCUAAACCACAGAAGUAUGUUUGCUGGUAGAUUAUAAUUAGAGCUAAAUUUUAAUUAGUGAUCAGAAUAUAUAAUGGAAUGCCUUAUUCUUGUUCACUUACCAAGAGAAUUAAUGAUUCUUCCAGUCAUUAGUGUAAAUUAGUGAGGGUUCUCUUGUGCACAGAAGGAUACAGUAGCACAAAAUGAGGGAAGUGAGCUUGUGUAUUUUGAAAGACUUGCUGCCUUAAAUUAACAAAACCCAUACCAUCUGUAAACUGAUCAGCUCACAAAGAGGUGUGCAUUGCUAGAAGUAUAAAUGAGUCUCACAAGCUUUAUUUUUAGUCUGUAGCUGGAUUUAAUUUCUGACUCUACAGUUUCUGCUGUUUAAAAAGUCCUCUUAGGAGGCAAGAAUGCAUCAUAUUUGUGAGUGCUCCUAGCUAUGGAUAGUUGGUGCCAUUGAACCCUAAGGAAGGUGUGAUAGGCUGCAUCUUAGUAAGAAUUCACCUGGUUGCCAACUCACAUGUUGGAAAUGAGACAAAGUUUUUCUGCUAGCACUGGGUUGAAUCCUUUGGCAGACAGUCUUUAAGUUUCCACUCACCUGUGAUGCAGUGUAGGUACAAAGGCAAGAGACUCUCAGUUCUGGGAGAAAAUUCUUUCUGGAAAGAGUGGGAUAAUAGCAGAAGUCUCUGACUGUAGUUUGGUACAUGUUUUAAUACUUUCCUCUGCCCAGUGGGAAACACUCAAGACUGACAAGUCAGCCACUAUGUUCUCUGGUCUCCAGAAACUGGACAUACUGACUCUCCCUGUUGAGUGUUUUUUCACUUGAAUCUCUGAAUUUGAGUUCUCCUUUCUUCUUUUUCCUGUAGUGAAAAUGAAUAUGGUGGUCUCCAGUGAACUCUCAAGCAUUACAGAACUGAAUCUUGUGCUACUUACAGCUAAGACAACAUGCCACAGGUCAUGUUGUCUCUGUGGUGCAGCUGUGGUAGUAAUGUGACUAUGUCUCUUGGCCAAGGCAGGUCCUUUACUUCAGCUCAGGGUUGAGGCCACUGAUCUAGCAAUGUACUGUAGCUUUUCCUAGGUUUUAGGAAAAAUAAAUAGAAUUAAUUUUCAUUGCUACCUAACUUCUAUGUACCAAAAUCAGCUUUUUAGGCUUCUUGAUACAUCCAGUGCUAGGUCACAAAUCUCUACACCUUCAUUAACACACAACCACACGUGCAAUGCAAGACUGUGACAGAACACAGCACAAAUUUUAUUUAGAAGUAAAACUAAGACUAUUUUUUCUAAAGCAGACUGGAAAGUUCAUAACAAAACCGUUCAUUUUAUCGGUAUCUCUCCAGGUGGAAAUGCUGUCUUAACGCUCCGUUUGUUUGUUUCAUCUAUUUGUGAGUCCUGUGACGAAACUGAUACCCGAACCCUGAAAGCUAUUGAGUAUUGUGUCAAAGCAAGCAGUACUGUAACUUCAGUUGCACGCUGUCAACUUGGCCUCCACUGGAUGCCUCUGAGAAGUCACCCUGCCAGUGGUUACUCCGAUUUGUUAGCAAUAGAGCAAGUUACCUUUCACCAGCAUUACUGCCAAGCAGGGAUUACUUUAGUCUACUAAUGACCACACUGUGCUAGGGCUAGAACACUCCAAAAUGCUGUGAGAAAGCUGAACACCUGUGGAGUCUUUUCCAUCAAAACGGGUAGAAAACACCACCACUAUUUCAGGGUUCUGCUCAGUUUACUUUCUUGUUUAUUUUUCUGUCAGACAGUGCUUUAGUAUGUGUUCUUCAACAUCACCUUAUUUAAAUGCUAUUUUCUGUUCAGCAAGCCAAAAAAAAAAAAUCCAAUGUACUGUCAGCGUGCACCAGUAACUUCAGAGUCGCUUGGUAAAAACAUAGUUGAAUUACUUCUAAAAUCUGCAGUGCAAUUCUGCUCACCAUUGAUACAUGAUGAUCAUUUUCACUGUUGGGAGUUGGUUACAAAC